This is a messenger RNA of Daldinia vernicosa, 1857 nucleotides long. RefSeq names its product DUF1295-domain-containing protein. The transcript is spliced from 2 exons. The record is from RefSeq and is a predicted model, not a curated record. The coding region runs from base 303 to 1802 and encodes 499 amino acids. Gene Ontology annotation, cellular component: membrane. Lineage: Eukaryota; Fungi; Ascomycota; Sordariomycetes; Xylariales; Hypoxylaceae.
UCCCGAUACAACUUCAGAAUUCUGAAUAGUUCGAUUAUGUAUUAUCAUAAACUUAAAGUUCAUCCUUCUCCAAAUAGUUUAUUUACAUUUAGGAUUCUCAGCAACAUGCAUUGCCGAGAUGAGUCUUCUACUACGUCAUGGCUAAGUAACGCUACGUCAUCGUCUCCUCAGAACAUUCCCGUGCUCCCCCGUGUUGCUACAAAUUGGCCAAUAUCCCUCGUCCCAAUUGAAUUCCUAACAUAAUUCUUUACUAGUUAUCAUUGUAUGAUUUAGAUCAUCUCUCCUAUACCACCCCGACGACAAUGGCGGAACAGGACCGCUACGGCGGAUGGUUUGGCGGAAAUAAAGCCGACAAGGCUCAAGAUAAACUACAGCAAAAUAUCCCUAAAGACUCGGGAGCCGAACAAGACCGCUUAGGUGGUUGGCUCGGUGAUAAAGCAGACCGUGUAAAGGACCGUGUAAAGGACGCGAUACCGAAGGAUCUAUCUAAGAGUUCCGGCGCGGAACAGGAUCGCCACGAACGCACCUUCGGCAGAGUCAAGCUUCCAUCUACUGAUGAGGUUAAGGAAAGUUUCUUACGAACAUCUGGUGCCGAGCAAGAUAGAUAUGAGCUCCAUUUUGGCCAACUCAAACUCCCCACUAGGGAAGAUAUCGAAAAGAUACUUCCUCGCGGAUCUGGGGCCGAACAAGAUAGAUACGAACGUUGGUUCGGUAGACACGAAACACCUUCGGCCGAAGAUGUGAAUAAUAGCUUACCGUCGGUUUCGGGUGCCGAACAGGAUCGCUACGGAGCCCAUUUUAAACCUACCCCCGCCGCCAGAAUCAGGUUUGGCGGCACGACAUCAACACUUGGACUUUUACAACACGCGGUACUGCCAUCUUUCGGCUUCCACAGCGGCCUCAGUCUCAUCGCGUAUGGUUUGGGACGCUACACCGACAGAGUCGAAGCUAAGGAUUGGCUGUGGCCGACUGCACAAGUAGCAAAUGCCUGGUGGAGCGCUAUUGGAAUUCCCGUGGUUCAUGAAGGAUUAUCUGUAUCUGCUGCCUGGUCUGCAUUGUCGUAUGAUCAGAAGCUCCUCUUAGGGGGUGUUAGCGCCUGGGGUCUACGUCUCUUCUACCGCGUUGCUUCGCGCAGCUCACGACGUGGUAAAGAUGACCCUCGAUACAAGACGUCGGACAGGAAGCAGCCAGACUACUGGAACAAGGCCUUCUUUACCAUGUUCCUACCUGAGGCCUUCAUUCAGACUUUGAUCUCCCUGCCGUUCACAGUGCCAUUCCGUGCUCCGAUUGCUACUGCUCUCGCUUCCCCUUUCCCUGAAGCUACGACCGUAGCCCGUGGUCUUGCUAUCUUCCUGUUCACCACAGGAUACGCUCUGGAAAUCUUAGCCGACACCCAACUUGCGUGUCACCAGCGCAAGGAGAGCGAUGAACUUAACCGCGAAGGCGUAUUUAGCAUCGUCCGACACCCCAACUAUCUUGGUGACGCUUUGACACACCUUUCCUUCCCUCUGCUCCUCUUCAGCGCUGGGCAACUACACCCCCUAACACUCCUUGGCCCCAUUACUAACUACAUCUUCCUUCGCUACAUCGGGGGAGACAAAGAAAACGAGGAGAACGAGGAGAAGCGAUACGCCAAGGAAAGCCCCAACAAAUACAAGCAACUGCAGCAGUACAAGAAGAUCAAGAAUAGCUUCUGGCCAAGUCUAUCUGAGUUUGGUAACAAGUGGCUGUGGACUGUCGCUGCGAUCGGUGCCGGCGGCGUCGUUCUUGAGCGAUCGCUAGGCCGUUUACUCAAGUCUUGAGUGUGUACAUAAAAUGACCGUGUAUUAUUACCAAUGGUAAAUAAAGUGAAUUAAA